AAAAAGCAAGUGUGUAAUUUGUAAGCUGCCUUUAAACCCACGACUCUGUCCUGACAGCUAACCGGCUAAUCGCGGCUAACACGAGAGCGCGUCGCAUAGCAUGACGUCAUUUUCAGGAGGCCGUUGUGGACCUGUCGAUUGUUGCCUGGAUUGUAACUAAAACAAUGGGGCAAAUCUGCAGAUGCUCUGGUAAAUCGCGCUGCGUGACGUCACCCGGGGUCAAAGGUAGCGUGAGCAGUCGUACAAAUGAUGAACUUUAACGUCACCGGGAGAAACCUACCGGAAGUCCUAACACAACCUUUGCCACACUUUAGGUUGUGCAUCUUUGUGUAGUCCCCAUGAUGUUACGUAACCUCGCUCGCCUUCUGACGUCCUGUACUUGGGAUAGCGCGAGCUUGUUUUUAUUCGGUCUCGGUUUUAGGAAACACCGGAACUCGCGUUCCCUUUGAAGCGGAGUCGCCGCGAUGCGCGUUAAAGAGGAGACGAUGGCCAUCUUAAAGCAGCUUGACGUCGGGAACGAGCUCGCCUCGUCCCUUCCGGUGCUGCCCAGAGCCUCCGUGCUGAUCCCCCUGACCGUGAAGAACGGCCGGCUGUUCACCCUGAUGACGCUGCGCUCACGAGAGCUCCGGACCAGCGCGGGAGAGGUGUGUUUCCCUGGCGGGAAGAGGGACCCCAGCGACGCGGAUGACGUGUACACCGCGCUGCGAGAAGCAGAGGAGGAGAUCGGUCUACCGCCUGCUGAUGUCCUGGUGGUCUGUAGAUUGGUCCCUGUCAUCAAUAAGAGUGGUCUGCUGGUGACCCCGGUGGUCGGCUUCAUAGACGAGUCCUUCAUUCCCCGUCCAAACCCAGCGGAGGUCAGCGCUGUGUUCACCGUCCCCCUGGACUUCUUCACCAGGGACAAGGACCACUCGUCUAGCCACGGCGUUGCUGGGAUGAGGGGGUUUCUGCACUCGUUUUAUUUUGUGGACCCCGAUUCAGGACGCCAGUUCCACAUAUGGGGCCUCACUGCCACGUUCGCCAUACUGGUUGCCGUCCUCGCUCUCAGGACAACGCCCGAGUUUGAUGUCGGUUUUGACCCCGAGGACCCGUUACCCUUCUUCCAACGGAUGCUACUUAGCAGAACUAGUAAACUAUGACCAGCUGUUUUCCUGAGAGUUUAGUCUGUCAUUUACUGCCUUACUUGUGAGAAUACGAAUGUAACGUGUGACUGCAAUAUUUACUUUAAAAGAUGAAUAUAAAGAGCCUAAAAAAUUAAGGGCGGUAUUAAAAGGGAGCAAAACCA
Gasterosteus aculeatus aculeatus (three-spined stickleback) is the source of this 1282-nucleotide messenger RNA. Lineage: Eukaryota; Metazoa; Chordata; Actinopteri; Perciformes; Gasterosteidae. The record is from RefSeq and is a predicted model, not a curated record.